AAUCUCAACUUUCAAUUUCCCCAAUUCUUGCAAAUCCCUAAAUUUUACAGAACAAAAUCAAAACUGAGGGGUUAUUAUCAGAAAUGUGCCUUGCUCUGCUGUUUCGACUUAGUGACAAUGGCACAAAAAGGCAUCUCCUUCCCAUAAAUUGCACCAAAUUUCAGCUCUUUUACUACUCUACAGCUCCAGCAAAUGUUACAAACAGCAGCAAUUUAUUGGUUGAUUUGCUAGUUAACUCAGUUGGAUUCUCCAAAGAAAAAGCUAUUUCUACUAGCACUAAGGUAACUUGCUUGAAACCCGGAAACAAUAAGCCUAAUUUAGUCCUUAGUUUUUUCAAACAAAUUGGUUUACACAAAACCCAGAUUAAAACCCUUGUUUCGGCAUACCCCGGAUUGUUAUUUUCUGAUGUCGACAAUACCCUUAAACCCAAAAUUACGGUUCUUCAAAAAGUUGGCUUAUCUGGGUCGAAUUUAACUAGAGUAAUUACAAGAAGUGGCGCUUUGUUUCAUACAAGUCUUGAUACUUGUAUUAGAAAUCUUGAUUAUCUUCGAGAAUUAUUAGGUAGUGAUGUCGAUUCCGUAGCUGUGGUUAUAAAAAGAGCGCCUUGGUUAUUUUCUCGGAAUCUCCCUAAAGUAAUGCCACCCAAUAUAGUGUUGUUAGAGAGAGUAGGGUUUUCAAGUAUGGAUAUUAACAAGUUUUUUCUUAAUCGUCCGUUGGGUAUGGUUCAAAAGACUGAGUGGCUUGAGAGCGUAGUGCGUCGAGUGGAAAAGGAUUUUGGCAUUCCUAGAGGGUCCCCUAUGUUUAAACAUGGACUUGAAGCUAUUGUAAAUUUUGGUGAGUCUACACUAAAGAUGAAACUAGAGAUUUUCAGGAGUUUUGGAUGGUCGGACUCUGAUAUUCUCACAAUGGUGCAAAAGCUUCCUUACUGUUUGACUGCGUCUGAGGCUAAGCUUAGAAAUGGAUUGAAGUUUUUCAUGAAUGAACUUGGAUAUAAGUCUAGUUAUAUUGCCAGUCACCCUACACUUUUGAAGCUUAGUUUGGAGAAAAGGGUCUUGCCAAGGAACGAAAUCUUCAAACUUCUCAAGGAGAAGCGACUUUUAAGGAGGAGGCUAUGUCUUUACACUGUCGUGUCAUAUCCGGAAUCAAAGUUUAUAGAGAACUGUGUGUUGCCGUUCAGGUAUGAGUUGCCUGAGUUGUAUGAGUUAUAUAUGAAGAGUAAGGGCUAAGAGAAAAUUCUUUUUAGUUGAGAUGCUGGCACUAGACCAUUGCUUGUUUCUGAGGUUUAUCCACUUUUCCGAUGAUAAUGUUUUUUUCAUCUUCAAGCUCCAAUCAAGAAUAUUGCUGCUAUUCCUUUGUUGAUGAGCCAUUUAUCAGCAAGCUUCCUUAGAUUAUUUUACUGCAUUUCCGACGAGAUGAUAAGCAACAACAUUAUAUUAUAGAUAGGCUCUUUCAAAUAAUGUUAAAACACUCUGCUGCAACACCUUUUUCAAAGCGAUGAAUCAAUUUAAGUAACUCCCUAAAGACAUACCUUCAUUACUGAUUGAACGAGACAUCGUACUUUUGGAGUACAGAUGCUAAACCCGUUCCGAACUUUGUCAUCAGAUGUUAUGUAGUUCGCUCUUGUAAAGACAUAAUGCUGUUUCCUUUAGUCAAGAUUGAGGUGUAUCUUA
Messenger RNA from Nicotiana tabacum (common tobacco), 1670 nucleotides. Its product is annotated as transcription termination factor MTEF18, mitochondrial-like. Gene Ontology annotation, molecular function: double-stranded DNA binding. The record is from RefSeq and is a predicted model, not a curated record. Gene Ontology annotation, biological process: regulation of DNA-templated transcription. NCBI's taxonomy places the organism in Eukaryota, Viridiplantae, Streptophyta, Magnoliopsida, Solanales, Solanaceae.